UUAAGUACUAGCAGGCUGACACACUAUUAUUCUUCUAUGUUUCUGUCUUGAUGCCUGCAUAUGAGAAAUCAAUCAUUUGCUAAAAACUAACGAGUUUUCUCAGUGGUGACAUAGUGCCGGGACUAUAUUGCACGCGCGCAAUGUUUUUACUCCUCUGCCGGCGUGCGUGCGCUUGGCCGCGGAGGGACGCGGACACGGCACUUCUUUUCACGCUGAGGAGUGCAGCUCUGUAGAGCUCUACCACCGAAUCGACGAGACUGAGGCCUUCUGCAACUCUGAACACAGAUUGUGGGGGUCACCAUGGAUAGCAAACUGUUGAAUGAUUUGUUUGCUUCCUUGACGGAAUACACCCCGAGCGAGUCCGAGAUUGCCACUGCGAAGCGGGUCCGGCAGCUGUUUCCGGCGGCGGCGAGCUGCCAACUGAUCUUGCAGGAUGGGACUGACACGUGGAAGGGGGAGUUCCCCCUUUAUUCGGACGCCCGCUCAGCGUCCCUCUUGAGAGACACGUUGCUGCUGGCGAGGGUAGACGGCACUCUGAAAAAGGAGGAGCCCAUGGUUGCCGUUGCUGAUGGGUCGCAGGGACGCGCCGCUCCCAGCAAUGCUGAGAGUGGCAGGCUCAAGGUUUCGCUGCGAACUGAUGGCGAGGCAGCAGCGCUAGCCCAGCUGCGUGCCGUGCAGGGAAGUCUGUCUAAGCUGACGACCGAGUGCGCCACUGCGGAGGCGCUCAAAGUCAUCUGCUCCAUGCCGCGUCUGCAGGACCUCACUCUGGACAUGCACGAUGACGUGGAGGACGGGGCGCCAUCCGUGCCGCCGUUGACCCACUCGGGGGGCCUUGUUCGUCUGAAGACGCUCAACGUCGCGCGCGUCACGCUGAAGACCUUGCUCCUGGCCAACAAGCACUCCAUCACGGACCUGCACCUGUGCGUCGGGACGCCUGGCGGCGGCCUGGGGUGGCGGGAGGCAGUUGACGACCUCCACUCGAUGCUCUCGGCCUGCGGGCUGUCCCAGCUCCGGCUCCUGGCCCUGUACCGCCACUUCCUACAGCACACUGACGAUGGCUGCAAGCGACAGCUGCGGGCCUUGCGCAGGGCGCUGCCUCGCGUCGCUCUGGUCUGCAUGGACUGCCAUCUCAACAAAUGAUGCCCAACAUUUUGAACGUGCGUGGAUGUUUUUGAGUAUUUGAAUUCUACGAGAUUUUCCUGGACGAGCCUGUACAGGGCCUGUUUUUAAUUUGUUCACGAUGCGCCUUAUGUUUCAAUUUUUGGUUUAGCAUUCCACGUCUUUGCCGAUCUGUGUUCCCGUUUUAUUUGACAAAACUUACGUCACAUUUUAUUCUUAAUAGUAUAGAAUAGUAUAGAAUCCUUGAAAA
Molecule: messenger RNA, 1369 nt
Organism: Thrips palmi
Lineage: Eukaryota; Metazoa; Arthropoda; Insecta; Thysanoptera; Thripidae
Exons: 4
Coding region: 301-1140 (279 amino acids)
Source: RefSeq, a predicted model, not a curated record